Messenger RNA from Sphaeramia orbicularis (orbiculate cardinalfish), 10472 nucleotides. It is a transcript of the gene tenm3, whose product is annotated as teneurin transmembrane protein 3. Gene Ontology annotation, biological process: neuron development; heterophilic cell-cell adhesion; signal transduction. The coding region runs from base 423 to 8750 and encodes 2775 amino acids. The transcript is spliced from 58 exons. Lineage: Eukaryota; Metazoa; Chordata; Actinopteri; Kurtiformes; Apogonidae. Gene Ontology annotation, molecular function: cell adhesion molecule binding; protein homodimerization activity; protein heterodimerization activity. The record is from RefSeq and is a predicted model, not a curated record. Gene Ontology annotation, cellular component: membrane; neuron projection.
AAAAACCCCAACAAAAAACAAGAUACCGGUGGUGAAGAAAGAAACGGGAAAAGGAGGAGGAAGAGGAGGAUCAGACGGAAAACACACUGGGACGAGACGAACAGUGCACCAUUCUGCUGUAUUGCCCUGAACACCACAGAUGCUUCAGAGUAAGGCUCCCCCCUGCAUCACACCUUCAAGCCCAGUUUUGGAAUCAGAGAAGACAAUGACAACACGUGGUGGUCCAUCAGGCCCAAUCAGCUGCUAGAACGGUUCAACAAGUUGGUGGACUCUGACGACCCGGCUCUACGGCCCUUUUUCCCAGACUCUCUCUUCCUGACUCCGCCCCUCUCUCUCUCUCUCUCUCUCUCUCUCUCUCUCUCUCUGUCUUGGCAUCUGUCUUUCUUUCUCUGUCGUCCCUCUGUCCCUCUUUUUGUCUGUCUAUGCAGCAUGCCUUUAUGUUUGCUCGCAGCACCAGCAGAAGCAUUAUGGAAGUGAAAGAGCGACGUCCGUACUGCUCACUCACCAAGAGCCGCAAGGACAAGGACGGCCCUUACACUGGUUCAUCCGGUGACAGUGAAGACUGUGCUAUCAGUGCCCAGGGGCUCCGGGUUCCCACCCAGAAGUCCUACUCCUCCAGUGAGACGCUGAAGGCCUUCGACCAGCACCAAGACCAGACCAGGUUACUGUAUGGGACGACCAAGGGACACAAGGACAUGGUGCACCGUGAACAGGAUGAUUAUAACAGACAAGGUCAGCACUUCAGUCUUCGUCAGCUGGGGAUCUGCGAGCCGCCGGCGCGUCGCGGCCUGGCGUUCUGCUCUGAAAUGGGCCUCCCCCACCGCGGCUUCUCGGUGGGCACCUGCCAGGACGUGGACCCGGACAGCCAGGCCGUGAUGUCCCCGGAGCGGGCCAUGAGGCUGUGGGGCCGCGGGGGUCUGGGGAAGUCCUCGGGGAGGAGCUCCUGCCUGUCCAGCCGCUCCAACUCGGUGCUGACCCUGACGGACACGGAGCACGAGAACAAGUCGGACAGCGACAACGAGCAACCGUCCAAUCACCACGGCACCACCCUGCCUCCCGUGCCGCCCCCUCACCGCCAGCAGCCCUCCAUAACAGCUCUAAACCAGUCCCUGGGCUCCACGCACCACGCUGGCCAUACCCUGAACUCAACCCGGCAGCUAACCCCUCCUACUGGAAGCCCGGCCCCAGUGGCUGGCCAAUCACCAGCCGAGCUGCAGACCACGCCCCCCGAGAGCGUCCCGCUGCAAGACAGCUGGGUGCUGGGUAGCAAUGUGCCUCUGGAAACAAGGCACUUCCUCUUUAAGACAGGUACAGGCACCACCCCCCUCUUCUCCACGGCGACUCCUGGAUACACUAUGGCAACAGGAUCAGUGUAUUCUCCGCCCACCAGGCCGUUGCCAAGGAAUACCCUGUCCCGCUCUGCCUUCAAAUUCAAGAAAUCCUCCAAGUACUGCUCAUGGAGGUGUACAGCCCUCAGUGCAGUUGGACUGUCAGUGCUGCUCUCCGUCCUGCUCUGUUACUGCAUAGCUAUGCACCUGUUUGGUCUAAACUGGCAGCUUCAGGAGAGCGAGGGAUAUGGAGCAUUCGAAAACGGAGGAGGGGGAAGAGAUACCACUCCCAACACCAUUAUGGUGUCGACAGACAAUGGAAAAAUGUUUCUUCUAGAAAACAACACCAUAGAUACAGGAGAGGUGGAUGUGGGGAGACGAGCCAUACAAGAUGUUCCACCAGGUGUGUUCUGGAGGUCCCAGCUGUACAUCGAUCAACCGCAGUUCUUGAAAUUUAACAUCUCGGUCCAGAGAGACGCUCUGGUCGGGGUUUAUGGACGCAAAGGCCUCCCGCCAUCACACACACAGUAUGACUUUGUGGAGCUUCUGGACGGCAGUCGCCUCAUAUCCAAAGACAAGCGCGCCCUCAGCGACGCAGACGCCAGCCACGCGCACUCGGCCGCCACGCACGAGGAGGAGUCGGCCGGCGGCGCCCGCCACGCCCGCUCGGUCAACGUCCACGAGGCCGGGUUCAUCCAGUACCUGGACACCGGCAUCUGGCACCUGGCCUUUUACAACGACGGACGCAACACUGAGCAAGUGUCCUACAACACCAUCAUGAUCGAGUCGAUUAUGGAGUGUCCUCAGAAUUGUCAUGGAAACGGAGAAUGUCUCUCAGGAAUAUGCCACUGUUUCCCGGGAUUUCUGGGGCCAGACUGCUCUCGAGCUGCCUGUCCGGUGUUGUGCAGCGGUAACGGUCAGUACUCGCGCGGCCGCUGUCAGUGCUACAGCGGGUGGAAGGGCACCGAGUGUGACGUCCCGGCCAACCAGUGCAUCGACAUCCACUGUGGAGGACACGGCAUCUGCAUCAUGGGAGCCUGCAUCUGCAAUACUGGCUACAAGGGCGACAACUGUGAGGAAGUGGACUGCAUAGACCCCAGUUGUUCAGCCCACGGCGUGUGCAUUCAUGGGGAGUGUCACUGUCAGCCGGGCUGGGGCGGAGCCAGCUGCGAAAUUGCCAAGGCCAUGUGUCCGGACCAGUGUUCAGGCCACGGCACCUACAACGCAGAGACCAGCACCUGCACCUGUGACCAGAACUGGACCGGGCCCGACUGCUCUUUAGAGGUGUGUGAAGUGGACUGUGGCAGCCACGGCGUGUGUUACGGCGGAGUGUGUCGCUGCGAGGAGGGCUGGACGGGCAGCGUGUGCGACCAGAAGGCCUGUCACCCGCUAUGCAGCAAGAACGGCGUCUGUAAGGAGGGCAAGUGUGAGUGUGACCAGGGAUGGACGGGGGAGCACUGUAAUAUCGCUCACAAUCCGGACAUUAGAGUAAAAGGAUAUAAAGAGGGUUGUCCGGGCCUCUGCAACAACAACGGACGAUGCACCCUCGAGGCCAGCGGCUGGCACUGCAUCUGCCAAUCGGGAUGGAGAGGGGCCGGAUGUCACGUCGCCAUGGAGACGCUCUGCACCGACGGCAAGGACAACGAAGGAGAUGGCCUGGCUGACUGUAUGGACCCAGACUGUUGUUUGCAGCCGUCCUGUCAGAACCAACAGUACUGCAAAGGCUCACCUGACCCGGUGGAGGUGCUCAGCCAGUCUCCGUCGUCAUUGGCUCCUCAGCAGGCGGCCAGGUCUUUCUACCAGCGUAUCCACUUCCUGGUCGGUCCUGAAUCCACUCAUGUCAUCACUGGAGAGAGUCCGUUCAACAGAAGCUUGGUGUCAAUAAUCCGAGGUCAGGUGUUAACAGCUGAUGGAACGCCGCUAAUUGGAGUCAACGUGACGUUCGUUCACUAUCCUGAACACGGAUACACGGUGACACGCAAGGAUGGCAUGUUCGACCUUCUCGCCAACGGUGGAGCCUCCCUGACGCUGAGUUUUGAGCGCGCUCCGUUCCUCACCCAGUACAGGACGGUGUGGGUGCCGUGGAACGUCUUCUACGUCAUGGACACGCUGGUCAUGAAGAAAGAGGAGAAUGACAUCCCCAGCUGUGAUCUGAGCGGCUUCAUCAGACCCAACCCCGUCAUCGUGGCUUCUCCUCUGUCCACGUUUCACAGAGGCUCAACGGAGGACGGGCCCAUCAUACCUGAAACACAGGUCUUACAAGAAGAAACCACCAUACCUGGAAGCGACCUGAACCUGGUCUACCUGAGCUCCAGAGCCGCAGGAUACAAACCUGUUCUCAAAGUCACCAUGACGCAGUCCACCAUCCCCUUCAACCUGAUGAAGGUUCACCUGAUGGUGGCGGUAGUGGGGAGACUCUUCCAGAAAUGGUUUCCUGCUCAGCCAAACCUGUCCUACACCUUCAUCUGGGACAAGACGGACGCUUACGGCCAGCGGGUCUACGGGCUGUCUGAGGCAGUGGUGUCCGUUGGGUUUGAGUACGAGUCCUGCCUGGACCUGAUCCUGUGGGAGAAGAGAACCGCCGUUCUCCAAGGCUACGAGCUGGACGCGUCCAACAUGGGAGGCUGGAUGUUGGAUAAGCACCACAUCCUGGACGUACAGAACGGUAUCCUGUACAAGGGCAACGGAGAGAACAUUUUCAUAUCCCAUCAGCCACCUGUCAUCAGCAGCAUUAUGGGAAACGGGCGUCGCCGCAGCAUCUCGUGCCCCAGCUGUAACGGGCAGGCGGAGGGCAACAAGCUGCUGGCGCCCCUGGCCCUGGCCUGUGGAGCAGAUGGAAGCAUCUUUGUGGGAGACUUCAACUACAUCAGGAGAAUCUUCCCCUCCGGGAAUGUGACCAGUGUCAUGGAGCUUAGAAACAAAGAUUUCAGACAUAGCAACAACCCGGCUCACCGCUACUAUUUGGCAACUGACCCAGUAACGGGGCAGCUGUAUGUGUCAGACACCAACUCACGCCGGAUCUACCGCCCCAAGAUGCUCAGCGGCGCCCGCGACCUCAUUAGUAAUGGAGAAGUGGUGGCCGGAACAGGCGAACAGUGUCCUCCGUUUGACGAAGCCCGAUGUGGAGAUGGAAGAAAAGCCACCGAGGCUCAGCUGCUCGGACCUAAAGGGAUCGCGGUCGAUAAGAACGGUCUGAUCUACUUUGUGGACGGGACUAUGAUCAGGAAAGUCGACCGCAACGGCAUCAUCUCCACAGUACUGGGCAGCAACGACCUGACCUCUGCACGACCUCUGACCUGCGAUACCAGCAUGCACAUCAGACAGGUUCGUUUGGAGUGGCCCACGGAUCUGGCCAUCAAUCCCAUGGAUAACUCCAUCUACGUGUUGGACAACAAUGUAGUGCUUCAGAUCACUGAGAACAGACAGGUGCGGAUCGUGGCGGGUCGUCCCAUGCACUGCCAGGUUCCCGGCAUCGAGUACACCAUGGGGAAGAGGGCCGUUCAGACCAUGCUGGAGGGAGCCACGGCCAUCGCUUUGUCCUACAGCGGCGUCCUCUACAUCGCAGAGACGGACGAAAAGAAAAUCCACCGCAUCCGACAGGUGUCAACUGAUGGAGAAAUCACCCAUCUAGCUGGAGCGCUGUCAGAAUGUGACUGCAAGAAUGACGCCAACUGCGACUGCUACCAAACAGGAGACGGGUACGCCAAAGACGCCAGACUCAACUGUCCGUCUUCGCUGGUGGUGUCUCCGGACGGGACGUUGUACGUGGCUGACCUGGGAAACAUCCGAAUCCGAGCCAUAAGACGCAACCAACCGCCUACUGGUUCUUUAGCUUCAGGUCCCAGCUCCUAUGAAGUGGCCUCUCCGGCGUCUCAGGAGCUGUAUGUGUUCGACACUAACGGAACGCACCAGUUCACCAUGUCGCUGGUCACUGGGGACUACAAAUACAACUUCAGCUACAGCAACGAGGAGGAUGUAACGGCAGUGACAGACAGCAGCGGGAACACCCUUCGCAUCCGCAGAGAUACCAACAGGAUGCCGGUUCGCGUCGUUGCCCCGGACAAUCAGGUCAUCUGGCUGACAAUCGGGACCAACGGGGGCUUAAAGACUCUCACGGCACAGGGUCAGGAGCUGGUGUUGUUUAGUUACCACGGCAACAGUGGUCUGCUGGCAACCAAGAGCAUCCAAAUCGGCUGGACGACCUUCUAUGACUACGACAGCGAGGGUCGUCUGACUAAUGUGACCUUCCCCACCGGAGUGGUGACCAAUCUCCACGGCGACAUGUCGUCAGGGGCCGUUGCCGUGGACAUUGAAACGUCAGGGAGGGAUGAGGAUGUUUCCAUAACAACCAACCUGUCAUCAAUAGACUCCUUCUACACGCUGGUUCAGGACCAGCUUCGAAACAGCUACCAGGUGGGGAACGACCACUCCCUGAGGGUUAUCUACGCCAACGGGAUGGACACGCACUACCAGACCGAGCCCCAUAUACUGGCAGGUGCCGCAAAUCCAACUGUAGCCCGACGCAACAUGACACUGCCAGGGGAGAACGGCCAGAACCUGGUGGAGUGGAGGUUCAGGAAGGAGCAGACACGAGGGAAAGUCAUCGUCUUUGGGAGAAAACUCAGGGUCAACGGCAGAAACCUGUUGUCUGUGGAUUACGACCGCUCGCUGCGAACAGAGAAAAUUUACGACGACCACAGGAAGUUUCUGUUGAAGAUCAUCUACGACACUCAGGGCCACCCGACGCUGUGGGUUCCCAGCAGUAAACUCCUGUCUGUGAACCUGACCUACUCCAGUACUGGGCAGGUGACAGGCCUACAGAGGGGUCCCACCACAGAGAAGUGGGAGUACGACAACCAGGGCCGAAUCAUCUCCAGAGUCUUCGCCGACGGAAAGACGUGGAGCUACACUUAUCUGGACAAGUCCAUGGUGUUGCUUCUGCACAGCCAGCACCAGUACAUCUUCGACUACGACUCCGGAGACCGUCUGUCUGCGGUGACGAUGCCCAGCGUGGCCCGACACACCAUGCAGACCAUCAGGUCCAUCGGCUACUACCGGAACAUCUACACCCCCCCAGAGAGCAACGCCUCGGUCACAGUGGACUACUCUGAAGACGGACAGCUCCUCAGAGUGGCUCAUCUGGGCACCGGACGGCGAAUACUGUACAAGUACCGCAGACAGAACAAACUGGCGGAGAUCCUGUACGACUCCACGCGCGUCAGCUUCACCUACGACGAGACCGCCGGCGUCCUGAAGACGGUCAACCUGCAGAGCGAGGGCUUCAUCUGCUCCAUCCGAUACCGGCAGAUCGGACCGCUGGUCGACCGGCAGAUAUUUCGCUUCAGCGAGGACGGGAUGGUCAACGCGCGCUUCGACUACACCUACGACAACAGCUUCAGAGUCACCAGCAUGCAGGCCGUCAUCAACGAAACGCCGCUGCCCAUCGACCUGUAUCAGUUUGACGACAUAUCGGGGAAGGUGGAGCAGUUCGGGAAGUUCGGGGUCAUCUACUACGAUAUCAAUCAGAUCAUCUCCACGGCGGUGAUGACCUACACCAAGCACUUCGACCAGCACGGCCGCAUUAAGGAGAUCCAGUACGAGAUCUUCAGGUCUCUGAUGUACUGGAUCACCAUCCAGUACGACAACAUGGGCAGGGUCACCAAGAGGGAGAUCAAGAUCGGGCCGUUCGCCAACACCACCAAGUACGGCUACGAGUACGACGUGGACGGUCAGCUGCAGACGGUCUUCCUCAACGAGAAGAUGAUGUGGAGGUAUAACUACGACCUGAACGGGAACCUGCACCUGUUGAACCCUGGGAACAGCGGUCGCUUAACCCCUCUGCGCUACGAUCUGAGAGACAGAAUCACUCGUCUGGGAGACGUCCAGUACAGACUGGAUGAGGACGGUUUCCUCCGACAGAGAGGAGCAGAGAUAUUUGAGUACAACUCCAAAGGUCUUCUGGUCCGUGUGUACAGUAAAGCCGCCAGCUGGACCAUCCAGUACCGUUACGACGGUCUGGGUCGGCGCGUGGCCUCCAGGAACAGUCUGGGUCAGCACCUGCAGUUCUUCUACGCCGACCUGAACUACCCCACCAGGAUCACCCACGUCUACAACCACUCCAGCUCCGAGAUCACGUCCUUCUACUACGACCUGCAGGGUCACGUGUUCGCCAUGGAAAUCAGCAGUGGAGAGGAGUUUUACAUUGCAUGCGAUAACACCGGGACUCCUCUGGCGGUCUUCAGCAACAACGGACUCCUGCUUAAACAGGUGCAGUACACGGCGUACGGCGAGGUUUAUUUCGAUUCCAACCCAGACUUCGUGCUGGUAAUUGGUUUCCACGGCGGCCUGUACGAUCCUCUGACACGACUGCUGCAUUUCGGAGACAGAGACUACGACAUCCCUGCUGGGAGGUGGACGACUCCUGACAUCAGCACCUGGACGCGAGUUGGAAAAGACCCGCAGCCGUUCAACCUCUACAUGUUCAGAGGCAACAACCCCAUCAGCAAAGUCCACCAGGUCAAAGAAUACGUCACAGACGUGAACAUCUGGUUGGUCACAUUUGGUUUCCAUCUUCACAACGCUAUCCCAGGAUUCCCCAUUCCUAAGUUCGACUUGACGCAGCCGUCACUGGAAAUGAAAAAGAGCCAGCUGUGGGACGACCUGCCUGCCAUCUCCGGUGUUCAGCAGGAGGUGACCCGUCAGUCCCGGGCCUUCCUGUCCUUUGAGCGAAUGCCAGAGAUUCAGCUGAGCCGGCGUCACUCGGACCACACCAAACCCUGGCUCUGGUUCGCCACCGUCAAGUCUCUGAUUGGGAAGGGGGUGAUGCUGGCGGUGAUCCAAGGCCGCGUGGUCACCAACGCCCUCAACAUCGCCAACGAGGACUGCAUCAAAGUGUCGGCGGUCUUAAACAACGCCUUUUACCUGGAAGAUCUGCACUUCACUGUGGAGGGCCGAGACACGCAUUACUUCAUCAAGACCAGCCUUCCAGAGAACGAUCUCAGCGCCCUGCGACUCACCUCUGGACGCAAGUCUCUGGAAAAUGGUGUCAACGUCACCGUGUCUCAGUCCACGACGGUGAUGAACGGGCGAACGCGGCGCUUCGCAGAUGUGGAGCUGCAGUACGGGGCUCUGGCACUUCACGUACGUUACGGGACGACGCUGGACGAAGAGAAAGCGCGCAUCCUGGAACACGCCCGCCAGAGGGCGCUGUCCAACGCCUGGGCCCGCGAACAGCAGCGAGUCAGAGACGGCGAGGAGGGGGUCCGGCUGUGGACGGAGGGCGAGAAGAGGCAGCUGCUCAGCAGCGGGAAGGUUCUGGGCUACGACGGAUACUACGUCCUGUCCAUAGAGCAGUACCCCGAGCUCGCCGACAGCUCCAACAACAUCCAGUUCCUCCGCCAGAGCGAGAUAGGGAGGAGGUAACACGGCAUCGACCGCGACUGUCAGAGACUAACAGAUUCAGUUUGAACAGAAAAUGGAUGUCACUAAACUGAAGUCAAAACUAGCCACUGAAGAAACCCCAUGUUUGCGACUUUGUUGUUUUUACUUUUCUUUGAAGAUGAUGAAGUAGAAUUUGUAGACUGAUGAAGGUGUAACAAUCACUUUAAUGCAACUGACCCUAAAAUGACCCAACGAUUAUAAGACGGUUUCAAAAGUGAACCUGCACAAACACAGGUUCAGUCUCUGACCGAUGCCUUUUCUUUCGUCGUUUCUCAAUGUCAUCUGCCUUUGAACAGCCUGCACGCAUGCCCCUCCCCCUUUCUCUGGUAGGCGGGGUUUCCCAGAGUGCUAUAAUCAUGUGCUGUCUAGCUGUGAAACAGUGACACAUUAAAAUAAGAAAGUGAGCAUUUCAGCAGCUGUCACGACCAGACAAGCCCUCAAGCAUUUAGACAGUUGUAAACUGUCCGAUCAGUCGACUUUACUAAUGUCUGUGAAUCCCAAACAAACGUUGCAGGUAUCUUAUCUCUGUGGGUCUAGAUAAGACCCAGCUUAUCUUAUAUAGGAUGUUUUGUUUCCAUGGCUGAAGCCAUUGAAUGGAACUGUUGUGGAACUGACGUGGACUCUCUCUAAGAGAGACGGGCACAAAAAAGGACUACAAUUUGUACGGAGGAAAAAAAAAAAGACUGAUUUUCUGUUUGGAUUUUUGGUUUGUUUUAUAUAUAAACUUGCAUUUGCUUCAGACAAAAAGGAGAUAUAAAAAAGGAACAAAAAAGUGUUUACAUACUAUUACCUAUACCACUAUUACCACGCCACCACCACCACUGGAAUGGACCAUCAUCUGAACGGAACCAACAGAAGAUUUGAGUUGUGUUUUUGUUUGUUUCUUACUGAUAUCUACGAUCUUUGGGUCAGUUCUAAAACCACUCCUCUUCAUCACACCUUGUCCCUCUACGAGGUCUAUAAAAUCGUACAGUUUCAGACUACAAUGACAAAAACAAUCGGCAGUGGAGCGUCAGGGAGGGGUGACGGCGGUGCCACGGCUCUUCAUAAUUCCGUGUGGAUGGACUGAUCCUGGACCACGUGGGCUCACUGGUCCUGUAAACACUGGUCCCUGUAAGCCCAGGAGUCGAUUACUUCUGCAAAAUGUGACUCAGCCUCAUAACGCAUAGACCUUGUGCUUUUAUUGGUCAAAGGUAGUAGUAUUGCUUGCAAUAUAAACAUGUUGUCAUGGCUUUGGGGGUGGGGGUGGGGGGGUUGCUGUGAGUAGUAACUAAUCGUUGCUUCUCUAUUCGUUUUUGCUUGUUUCUCCUUAAGGGGACAGUGCAUCGCCAUCAGUGACUUUAAUGAGUAACAGUAAUAGAUCAAAAUUUGAUGUGGAUGUUUUCUCAUUGAUUGUGGGUCUCUGUACUCUUUAAGAGGAGUUUUCUUUGUGUGUAUGUGUGUUUACAAGGGUGGGAAGGAAACUUUAAUCAUUUCAACGGACAGAACAGGAACUUUACACUGAGAGAAAGAAAGAGUUAACACCAUAUGCUACCGGUCUUUUCUUUUCAGAGACAAUUAAGACAAGCUGAUAAUGUCUUUCUGGGUUUCUCUUUUUUAUUUUGAAGGUUGAGAAAUUCCACUUAUCCGUACAUCAAUAUUAGUCUCAGAGAAAGUAAUUUAUGUACAGUGUUUCUACGGUAAAGAAUAAAAUCCUUGAAAUUA